Molecule: messenger RNA, 2270 nt
Organism: Osmia lignaria (orchard mason bee)
Lineage: Eukaryota; Metazoa; Arthropoda; Insecta; Hymenoptera; Megachilidae
Source: RefSeq, a predicted model, not a curated record
GUUAUACAGGAGGAAUCGAGUGUACUCAAUCAUCGUUUUCAAUAUUCAAAUACAAUUUUUCGAAUACGUUUAUUUCCAGUCGUAAUAUAGGUCAACAAACACAUAAAACGUGGUUCCAGAAUAUCCUCUGUUCGCUCGCUGUCAAAUAAAUACCAGCCAAUAUACAGCGAUUAAAGCGACGAAAAAUUAGUUCAAGAUCGAUCCAUUAACAAAAUUUAUGAUUAACAUAAUUAUGUGGUGAAUCAUUAACGGGAAAAUUGUGAAUGAAAUAUUAGGACCAGAUGCUUAGGUCUCUAAAUCCAUCGCCACUCUAUUUUUUGAAAUUAAAAGAAAAAAUAAUGAUAACAUCUGAAAUAGCUAGGACAAUAUAUAUCAACGAGGAAAAUAUUUAUAAAUAUUUAAUAAAAGAGGAAGAAUUUUCACGGUUGGUCCACCAAGUGCACGAUGCCCUAGAUAUUUGCGUGAAUUGAAACGUAAAUUAGUAUAAAUGCAUUUCAGGAUGCAAACAACAUCGACUAUGCAAUUGAACGGAAUUGCAUCAAGUUGCAUCGCACGAUGGAAACACUUCGCGAGUACAUUAUACCUUUUCAAAUUGCAUCAUGCGUUUGGUCUUUCAGUUAUCAGGAAAAAUGAAACACACGCAACGCAUUCUCUUAAGUCUAAUUUUAGAACUGAUUAAUUCUAACAUUAGAAAUGAAAAUACAUGAACCAAAUUUAACUAAAGCAUCCAAAAGAACACUUGUUCCCUACGGAUCUGGAUCAGAGGACAUUUGAAGGUCACGAGGAUAUUUCCGUGGAAUGUCGACCGAGUGUAUCAAGGAAAAUGAUGAAAAUGCUAAGAUUUGUUAAGAUACGACGUCUCGUCCGUGGAGCGUGGUACUCUGAAAGCGAAUGCGAUGCUUCAGGUCCUCCAAGGCUUUCGAAGGAACACCGGGCGUGCGCUCCUUCUAUAAAUGCCCUAACCCGCACGAACGCAGGCUCGAAUUUACCGGCUCGAACACCUUCCCUGUGUCACAUACUUCGUAUUUACGUUGAAGCCGAUCAUCGAUUCUCCCAGAAGCAUUUCCGAGGAAUUCGACUUUCGACGGCAAGCACGUACGCCGUGUAUCGUAAAACGCCGGUAGUAGGAGGAGAUAAAAUUUUGAAAUGAACGAAAAAGAAAAAUUCUUUCAUUCCGAUGGUUAGCACGAGGUAUUCUUAACUUUAGUAGAUGGAUUGUUAUUGUAUGAAUUGUAUUUUAUUUAAAAAAAAAAAAGAGAGAAAAGUCCAGGUGAAUAUUAUUUCUCUCAUUAAUUUUUUUUACAAUGUUCUAUGAUUGUAUUUAAUUUCUUUCCUGUAAAAGAUAUAAUAUAUGCAUACAAGAUGAUUAUAACAAAAGCAUCUCAAAACGGUGGACAAAAGUGAAGUUGCAUUCACGAGGAACGUGUCGUGCAAUUUACCAUUCAAUAAAAAUUUUCGGACUGACAGAACGUCAGCAGACAAAGAACGAUGACGUUCAUAAAUUUCAAUGUAUAAAGAAGUCAUUUUCGGAUUUUUCCUGUUGCAGAUGAUAUAGAAACAUGAGCGUGGAAUCAGAAUCAUCUGAUAAACUGGGAGAGAUCUAUACUUGGAUCGAACAAAUAACAUUCUCCAAGCCGAAGAAAAAUUUGGCUCGAGAUUUUUCUGACGGUGUUUUCAUGGCAGAAUUGUUAAAACGAUAUUAUCCGAAAUAUGUGGACAUACAUAAUUAUAUCCCUGGGAAUAGUGUUGCAAAGAAAAUAGAUAAUUGGUGUACAUUAAAUCGCAAGGUAUUUUCGAAACUUGAUAUGAAAUUAGGAAAGGAUUUAAUUAAACAGUUGGCUAAUUCGCAACCUGGAGUGAUCGAAAAGGUCUUGAUCGACUUGCGGGCUAAAAUUCUGAAGGACUGCAACGCUGAUAGGAACUCUUUGUAUUCUGAAUUCGACGAAACCGCGAAGAAUGACGAAGUUAAGUCGGUGCUCAAUCCGGAGGAAAUAGCAAAUAAAACAGUACCUCGCCAUGUAUUUGUCCGACUUAAACAAGAACUAGAAGAUAAAAAUGAAGUUAUUAAUUCACUUCAUCAGAAACUCUCUCAUCUACAGUCUCUGAUAAAGCUCAAAGAUCAACGGAUUUCCGAUCUUACGUCGCAGAUAAUAAAAUCCAGCGACUAUAAUUCGUCAUCCGCAAAUAUAAGCGUUACAAAUUCCAAGUAUCGAAACAAAGUGUAAUGGAUAAAUUAACGUCGAAAGAAUAUUAUAAACAGUAAUAUACCC